CCUAACCAACACUCCAUUUCAUUUGAACAUGCCGCAGUUGCAGGCGCAGCAGCCUAGGAUACUGGCAGCGUCGUCGUCGUCGUGGAUGACGAAGGGCAACGCGUCUUGGCUCGCGACAGCGGUCGGUGGAACUGCAUUCGUUGCAGCAUCGACCGCUUCUGCUUGGAUGGUGUAUACGCAUAGAACCAAGAGACUGGGGGGUUCUAUCGUCUCGGGCCUUUUGUCGCCUUUGUUUCGUCGGAGUCGAAGCCUGCGGUCGUCGUCGUCGUCGUCCAAGCCACAGAUAGCAACAGCCCCCAAAUCCUACUACUUGGAUUACAACGGAACGACUCCCAUCUAUCCAGAAGUCUUCGACGCCAUGGAACCUUACCUGAAAGAACACUUUGGGAAUCCGUCGUCUUCGCACCUAUUUGGAACAGAGCCCCGCAUUGCCAUUGAAAACGCGAGGAGGCAAAUACUGACGCAGCUGUUGGGGGUGAAAGAUACCGCCGAAAGCAAUCCGGGCAAGAACGGCCUGGAUCUCUCGGCGGUUUGGUUCACGGGCUGCGGGACGGAAAGCGACAACCUCGCCGUUCGGUUGGCUUUGAUGUCUGCUCCGUCUCGCUCGUCCGCCAGUGGUGGACGACAGAAACAUAUCGUCACGUGCAACGUCGAGCACCCCGCCAUUGAAAACUACCUCCGUUGGCUUGAAGAAGACCAAAGCGACGAAAUCGAUGGCGCGGUUCGUUCGUCCGGAAGCAUCAGGGUCACGCGUGUUCCGGUCAACAACGAGGGAAGGGUUUCGGCGGAAGAUGUCCUGAAAGCCAUCACGCCCGAUACGGUCUUGGUGACCCUGAUGCUCGCCAACAACGAAUCGGGGGCCCUCCAGCCCGUCAAAGAAGUAGCGGAAGAGUGCCGGAGAAGGGGUGUCUUGUGCCACACAGAUGCAGCGGUGAGUAGCAAACACACGCAUUUUAUAGCAUGUAGCAAGAACGAAUAGAAUAGAAGCGUGCCGCGGAAAUCAUGAUACAGGCAAGCAGUCACCAUGGAUUAUUUGUCGGCUCCAUCGAAUCUAGUCAUAGUUUGUCGCGUGGAAUCGACGGAAUGAAGUGGUAUCGUACUGUGCCUUGUUCUCGACUACUUACAUUAGGGAAGAAGGUAAUUCACCAACACAACCUGAAACCCGCUCAUCCAUCUCGUUGAAAUCUCUACUCUCUGUUUCUUCAUCUUCUUUUCAUACAUUCACAGCAAGCGGUAAGCACUAUUGAUUCGUUUGCACCACAUUGGUUCGUUCCGUUCCAUUUGUCUUCAUUGUUAGAGGAAUCUUCUCAAUCCAUAAAACUAUCAGAUCGUGUCGUGCUUACCUUGCCUUUCAUUCGUUCUUGUCGCUAUUGGAUCGUCGUCGUUUCUUCUCUCCUAAAUUCUUGCUAUCAUAGGCUGGCAAGGUUUCAAUCCACUUGAGUGAUAUGGGCAAUCCCGACAUGGUGACAAUCGUCGGCCACAAAAUCGGGGCACCAAAGGUAAGGAAGCUGGACUCCAGUUCAUCCGAUUUGAAUAGUCUCUAGGAAUUUGUGGAAUGGUACAGUCCUUCCUUGCCUACACAAGAUGGUGCCAUUCCAUGCCGACCGGUUGCAUACUAGCUGAGCCGGGAGACGACGUCCUUUGCACUACCACCGACCGAGCUGACACAUUCGUUUCUCCUCGUUUCGUCGUUCCACACAUUCCGCCUCCCGGCGAUUCGAUUUGUCGCGUGUUGCUUUGUUUUUUAGGGAAUCGCGGCGCUCUACGUCCGGCCGGGUUGCCUGAACGAACACGGGCGCGCCUUCCGGGCCAACCAGAGCGGGGUCCUGCUGAUCGGCGGCGGACAGGAAUUUGGGAGGCGGGGCGGGACCGAGAACACCCCGUACAUCGUUGGCCUGGGCCGGGCGGCCGAGCUGGCCCAGGAGCACCUGGAGCGCAACGCGGCCCACACGGAGGAGCUCCGGGGCCGGCUGCUCGACAACCUGGAGCGCAGGCUGGGGGCCGCCAGGGUCCGGGCCAACGGCCCGGGGGAUCCUUGCCAGCGCUUGCCCAACACCCUGAGCGUCGGGCUGGACGGGAUCCGGUCCAGCGACCUGCUGUCGAGCGUGGGGCACGUGGUAGCCGCCUCCGCGGGCGCGGCCUGCCACAGCUCCGGGGGGUCGAUCUCCUCCGUUCUGGUGGCCAUGGAGGUACCCGAGUCCUUUGCCCGGGGAACCCUUCGGCUGAGCGUCGGGCCGGGAACCACCCUCGGGGACGUCGACGAGGCCUCGGAGAUUAUUGCCCGGGCCGCCCUGUCGCAGUGGGGGGAGGAAGGCCGCGCGUAGCAGCCUCUGUUUUGCCCGGGGGGUGGACGGGGCGCCGCAGCACGCAUACAAGACGAAACGAAUACCCCGAUGCACGACGCACUAUUCCGUGUGUACGAACCACACAAAACGCCUAGGCCUUUUGGAAAGCCGGCCGAGAAAACAAAAUGCGCUAUCGAAA
Messenger RNA from Pseudo-nitzschia multistriata, 2484 nucleotides. NCBI's taxonomy places the organism in Eukaryota, Bacillariophyta, Bacillariophyceae, Bacillariales, Bacillariaceae. The record is from the annotation of a GenBank genome assembly.